AACAGCGGACUCCGAGAGACAGAUCACCGCGAACCCCAGCUCUCCCUACCACCCUCCCACGACUCUCGGAACCAUGGCGGCAGUGGCAGCGGCCUCGGCUGAACUGCUCAUCAUCGGCUGGUACAUCUUCCGUGUGCUGCUGCAGGUGUUCCUGGAAUGCUGCAUUUACUGGGUAGGAUUCGCUUUUCGAAAUCCUCCAGGGACACAGCCCAUUGCGAGAAGUGAGGUGUUCAGGUACUCCCUGCAGAAGCUGGCGUACACGGUGUCCCGGACCGGGCGGCAGGUGCUGGGGGAGCGCAGGCAGCAAGCCCCCAACUGAGGCCGCAGCUCCCAGCCCUGGGCGGCCGUAUCAUCAGGUGCUCCUGUGCAUCUCAGCCAGCAUGGGAGCCAGCGCCGCGCAGGAAUGGGGGGUCCCCUGUGCUCCCUCGCCAGAGGAGCACUUGCCAAGGUCAGUGAGGGGCUGGUAGGCCCCCCGGAGAAGCAGCACCGACAAUGACGACAAAACUAGAUCCCUUCCCAACCCCUUUGCACCGGUCCCUCUGCAGGAGGGGUGGGGGUUGAGAGGGGUGGGGGGAGCAGACCCCAAGAUCUGGGCACAGGCAUCGCAUUCUGAUCUGGACCAAGUCGGGACAGCACCAUCCAUGCCCCGGAGCCACCACGGCCAUGCCAACAGGCCCUAUCACGGAGAUCCAAACACCACAACAGCCAGCAGAAUGGACACUGCAACAUCACCAGUCGGAGCCCUGAAUCUCAAUGCAGCAGAGAAGGCGCAACUGAGUGGCAGGACUGGAGGGCAUGGGCAGCAAAGGAGGAGGGUUUGGAGGAGGGUUAAGAAAUACAAUGGGGCCCUCUCAGUGUCCCUUGCCUACAGUGCGUGAGCAUACCAGCCCUGCUGCCUCUGCUCCCUCCAUUCCUCUUUUCUCCUGACUACCCAGCCCAUCCUACCCCCCAAAAUGUGUCACCUGAUUUGGACCUAUACAGCCAAUAAAAGAAUCCCAAUCAUUGUACUAAAACACCUUCUCCGAGCUCCCUGCCCCUCACUGAUCUUGCUUUCCCAGGUCUCACGCAGUUGUGGUCAAUAUUGUGGUAAUCGCUAAUUGUACUGAUUGUUUAAGUGUGCGUUAGUUGUGUCUCCCCAGCUAGAUUGUAAGCUCCUGGAGGACAGGGACCGCCUCUACAAAAAAUAAAAAACAGUACCUCCCCCGUCUCGCACAGUGUCCUAGGACCCUGCGGGUCGGUGGAGGCGCACC
Messenger RNA from Sciurus carolinensis (gray squirrel), 1250 nucleotides. It is a transcript of the gene Nnat, whose product is annotated as neuronatin. The record is from RefSeq and is a predicted model, not a curated record. Gene Ontology annotation, cellular component: cytoplasm. Lineage: Eukaryota; Metazoa; Chordata; Mammalia; Rodentia; Sciuridae. The transcript has 3 exons. Gene Ontology annotation, biological process: positive regulation of insulin secretion; brain development. Bases 74 to 319 code for a protein of 81 amino acids.